AUGGAUUGUGUUUUUACUGAUGAAGAGUGCUGUAUUAAAUGCCAAAACUCUCUCAAUUUGCUAAAUAUGUGGUAUUACUUGGACGAUUUUGGAAACCAACAAGGCCCCUUUGAUAGUUUUUUUAUUCUGUAUUAUAUUUACUCUGGAUAUUUUGACGAAGGAUCUGUAUUUUUUUCUCAUGAUAAAUCCAACGGUGGCCCGUCCAACUAUAACACACUCAACAACUAUUUGGACAAAAUAAUUGAGGACGUUAACGACCAGGCUGAGAAUAUUUUUCCAUGUACACACUUUAUGGAAUACCUCUCCUCCUCUAAAGACGAUCAAUCUGUUUCAGAGGACGUUCAGAUGCCUGACGGUUUGUAUAAUUUAAGGGGUUCCAAAGAGAUGCUAAUUCCUGGCGAAAAUAUCUACGAGUCAGCUUUAUCUAAUCCCUCAAGCAAGGAAUUUGAGAGGAAUCCGCAAUCGUCUGACGAAACAACCGACGACCCCAGUGUUAUGAGCAGCGCUAACAUUUUGAAGAAACGGAUCAUUAACAACUUAAAGGAGGCAGACGCUCACUUAAACCGAGUUAACUCGAGGCGUGUGAGCACCAUGCUUGAGAGGAACUUAUAUAAAGAGCCCCUUUAA
This is a messenger RNA of Theileria orientalis strain Shintoku, 627 nucleotides long. RefSeq lists its product as uncharacterized. The transcript has 3 exons. The record is from RefSeq and is a predicted model, not a curated record. Gene Ontology annotation, molecular function: protein binding. The coding region runs from base 1 to 627 and encodes 208 amino acids. Lineage: Eukaryota; Apicomplexa; Aconoidasida; Piroplasmida; Theileriidae.